AUGAUAAUAACAAUUGCAUUUUUGGUGCUUUGUACUCUUGUUGGAUCCGUUAAGGAUGCUCCGAUCGAGGAGACAAGAAAGGAAUAUUCAUGGAAAGGUCCUGAAAUCAUUACUUUCGUAGUAUCAUCCGCUGAAAAUACUAGCGUAGAAUUGGAAAAUGGAUAUACUAAUUCUGGUACUCAUGAAAGUAAUAGCUCGUGCUCGGAUUUUAAUGAAAAAUUUGAUGAAAAACAUUGUGAACAUAUCAGAAACAACCAGGACGACUUAAAAAAUAAUUGUGGACAGAAAAACAACAAUACCGACCACACAGGUAAUAAUGUUUUAGUACGUAACAAUCUAACUGAUGGGAAUGAAAUAGUCACACAACUAAAUGAAAGCCAAGAAUUUGUUUGCCAAAAAUCAUGUCCGUCUGGUUUCAUAGUUAAAGGAUUUUGUCUUGACAAGCAAGAAGAUGAGAUAUGUUUGAUUAAACGAUGUUUUAACGAUGGUCAACCUCAAAACAACUUUAACGACGGUCCACCUCAAAACAACUUUAACGACGGUCCACCUCAAAACAAUUUUAACGACGGUCCACCUCAAAACAACUUUAACGACGGUCCACCUCAAAACAACUUUAACGACGGUUCACCUCAAAACUACUUUAAUGAUGUUAUAAACGUUGCUUUAAGCGUUGCUUUAAUCGUUGCUGUAAUCGAUGCUGUAAUCUUUCUCGUCAAAAAAUGCUCUCAAAAAUCAAUGAAAACAGAGACUCAAAUGUCUAGUAACCAAACGCCUAAUCAUCAAAUCUCUGGAGUCAAUGAAACAUCCCAAAAUGAUCCUACGAUCAUAACAGAUCCUGAAACUCAAGCUGCAGAAAAUACAGCAUUCCUGCCACGAAAUCAACUGUACACUGAUGCUGAUGACCAAAAGAGAGAAAACGGCAUUUCGGUUACUAUUUCUGGCAAUUCAGAAGGUCCUGAAACUCAAGCUGCAAACACUGAUGCUGAUGUUAGCUUUACUUAUGACGAACAAAAAGCACAUAGUCUAACGGUUAUUCAUAAAAACUAUCCACAUGAUUUUAUAUUACGAGAAAGUUAUAAUGCUUUUCUUAAAAACAUUUGGAAAAAAUUACCUCCAUAUAUUAAAUGCAUCAUAAAAGUGGAUUUCGGUUAUGCAAUUUUCAAACCAAUUAAUAUGAAAUCUUAUAACUGGUUCAAAGAUUCAUUGGAAAAAAAUUUAGGAGACAUGCAAUUAAAUGUCGUUCCGACAGCAGAUGUCAAACCGAUUAUAUUCGUUAUUACUAUAAAAAAAAGUGGUUUUUCUAUUGAAGAUGAUAAAAUAGUACCAAGAAUUUUGAAAAGUCAUGAAAAAUAUUUUGAUUGUCAAAAAAGCUUCAUGCAACUGGUUUCUGACCAAAAAAGUGAAAAUGAAGAUAAGGAAAUUGAAAUUUGUCCUGUAAACUUUAAGAUCUUGAAAGACGAGCUUAACUUCAAAUUAGUUAUUGAAGGAGUGGAUUAUAUUACUAGAAUGAAAUAA
This is a messenger RNA of Chironomus riparius, 1515 nucleotides long. The record is from the annotation of a GenBank genome assembly. NCBI's taxonomy places the organism in Eukaryota, Metazoa, Arthropoda, Insecta, Diptera, Chironomidae.